Molecule: messenger RNA, 4882 nt
Organism: Pseudomyrmex gracilis
Lineage: Eukaryota; Metazoa; Arthropoda; Insecta; Hymenoptera; Formicidae
Gene: Pvr
Product: vascular endothelial growth factor receptor 1
Exons: 21
Coding region: 453-4670 (1405 amino acids)
Biological process (GO): positive regulation of kinase activity; multicellular organism development; cell surface receptor protein tyrosine kinase signaling pathway
Cellular component (GO): signaling receptor complex
Molecular function (GO): transmembrane receptor protein tyrosine kinase activity; ATP binding
Source: RefSeq, a predicted model, not a curated record
UUUUUAAGUAUAAAUAUUUAACUUAAUAGAUUUUUGGCAAAAUAUAAAUUACAACAAAUAUUUCCAGUAUCGUAGAAAGUGUCGGUAUCAGUUGACCGUUUGUUUAGUUUGCGAUAAGAACGACGCGAUUGGUGACUGAUCUUACUAGCGACUCUCUGAGAAAUCAGCGUACAGUCGAGUGUAGCGGUAUUGUAAGGCUAAUGUUGAGAGAGAUGACGUCGUCUCUUCGAUAAGUUGUAAUGGGAAACCGGCCGGGUGGGGCUUGCUCAUGAGUGGCGUCCAUCGCUACUCUAGUGUGAAAGUGGCCGUAGACCGGAGUAGAGAGAUCGGGCCCGUCUCAUGUAAGAGACUUUCGGGACCAGUCCUCAAUUCGUAGUGAUGUUCAUCGAGCGACAUUGUGAUGUAUAAAAAAAAAUGUGAAGAUUAUUUGUAAAGUGUUGCGAGAAAUAAAAAUGCUGCACCACGCAGUUACCGCACGACUGGUUCUUCUCCUCGUCCUCGCGCUCUUUCAAGUGUCAAAUGGGAAACCAAUUAUCAUUUCGCCAAACCAAACAGAAAUCGUAAUAAACGAAGGAAGUCUGCUGGAAAUUACAUGCAUCAGUAUCAAACCAAUUAAAUUUGUUUAUCCAGAUAUAAUCGAACGCACGAGUAACGCAUCGGUAAAAGACGAAAUCGAAGAAAAUGGCAUUUUUAAAUACGUCUUCCAACGACCGAACACCGUUUUCAGCGACACAGGCUGGUAUGGCUGCGCCGAUAGUAACGUCGAAAUAUCAAGUUCUCACAAUCAUUUAAAUGACAAUUCCGAGAUCAACUGGUUGUAUGUUUACGUAGAAUCUCCGACCCAUUUCUUCGUUGAGGAAGAUAUGAUCUCACUUACCGCCUAUGUCGGUGACGAUGUCGUUCUUCCAUGUCGAACUACAUCGCCGAAUUUAACGCCCAUCUUGACGAUUCAGAAUACUGACGUGGUGAAAGAAACGUCGUUUGACCCGAAGAUUGGCGUCACCUUAAAAAAUAUAACAGUGAAAGAUAGCGAGUGGUAUCAGUGUAAGAUACAGAAGGACGACAUAGAGCACGAACUCGAUGUCAUAUUGACCGUACAUUUGAAACGAAGCCUACCUACGCCAAUCAUUCUCGACGAGAGCCUACGUCACGUUACACGCGGAAACGAUCUUUCCGUAAACUGUUCCGUGGACAACGUAGACUCGUCUAUGAUAUUCAUACUAGACUGGAUAACACCGAAACACUUGGAGAAUAGUUCGAGAAAAAGUAUUAAAGACUUCAAUGAAAGACACGUAAAUAAUCAUCUAGUUACGAAACAACUGACCAUUCGUAACGUGACAGACAAUGAUGCAGGAGAAUACACGUGCUCCAUUAAGUCGCUUCACGAAACAAAGACAACAUCCAGAAAUAUCACGAUACAUGACCCUGAAAUAAAAUAUAUUAAUCUCACAUCUCAGCAUAGUGACAAUUACUACGAAGGCAAAGAGCGAGAAAACAUUCAAUGGGUCGUUUAUGUCGAUGGCUAUCCGAAACCAACAAUACAAUGGUUUAAUCCAAAUGACGAGGUAAUUACGGAAAGCGAAAAAAGAUUCGACGUAACCACUACCACAACGGUGACCAUUUUGAAAAUACAAUCGUUAAACAUAAAUGACGCUGGCAGUUAUAUACUUGAAGCAAAAAAUGAAUAUGUGAUCAAACGGCUGAAUUUUACACUGGUUGUCAUGGCUAAGCCGGUUGCUUUACUAACGGACAUUGAGGCCUACUAUGCGCCUUACGAAACUGCAGAAUUUCAGUGUAGAAUAAUGGGUUUUCCACGCCCGCUUAUAACGUGGACGUUUUUACAAUGUCCCUAUUACCCUUCUCUUAACGAUUCGCAGACAACAGAGCUGACGGACGUAAUGGAAAGUACAUCAUUCAAGUCUGUAAUCACGUCGGUCGCAAAACUGCCGAUCACCAUGUCCGGAAAAAUAACAUGUCAGGCUUGCAACGAUCUUGACUGCGAUUCUGUGACUGAAAAUAUUUUAGUUUCCGAUGGCCUGGGUGCGUUUGGCAUCAUUGGACCGAACAUGGUAACAGGAGGCGAUGACGUGGAAUUAAUUUGCGCGGCUUCCGUUUACAAUUACACUGAGAAUCUCUCUUGGCAAGAUCGGACUGAGGCUGCAAUUGAAGAAACAGAAAGAAUACAAAUUAUGAGACACAAAACUAACUUCACUUAUCGAUCGACCUUGAAGAUCAACAAUGUGACGAAAUCGGACUCUCAGCUUUACACAUGCAUCGGACAAUGCACAUCUCACAAUUUGGAACUUCUUUCCGAUUACGCAACCUACACACUGAUUGUCAACGAUCCAAAGAAACCGUAUUUUACUGCAACCAACAUGAACCAGUCGAAGACAGAAAUCAAUGUCAGAGAAGAGAAGUACAAAACAAUAAUUUUAAAUUGCUUUGCGCAAGGAAUGCCGAAACCAAACAUCACAUGGUUCAAGAACGAUAAAUUAAUAAAAGAAAAUGAUCAGUAUUUGUUCAAAUAUAAUUUUCAAGAGCUCAAUAUAAAAUACAUCAACGAAAGCGGAAAAUAUUCGUGCCGAGCUUCUAAUCGAGUGGGUUACGUAGAAACUUAUCAAGAGAUAAUAGUGAAAACAUGGCAGGAAUUUGACAUAAUAUUAAGCGCAAUAAUAGCGAUUAUGGCUGUCAUUGUGGUGAUUUUGGUAAUGCUUUUUAUGAUCAAAGUUCGCCGCGAAAAGAUGAUGAGGAAAGCGUUAAUGGAAACUGGUCUUAUGCACUUUGAAGAAGGUGCUCUGGAAUGUUUGAAUCCAGAGUUGACGGUUGACGAUCAGGCGGAGCUGCUGCCUUAUGACAAAAAAUGGGAAUUUCCAAGGGAACGAUUAAAGCUCGGAAAACAAUUGGGUAGUGGAGCGUUCGGGGUGGUCAUGAAAGCGGAAGCGCAAGGAAUAUGUGAAGAAGAAACCGUCACUACUGUCGCGGUAAAAAUGGUUCGCCGAACCACUGAUCCGACGUACGUUCGCGCGUUAGCGAGCGAAUUGAAAAUUAUGGUCCACCUUGGCAAACAUCUCAACGUUGUCAAUCUUCUCGGAGCUUGCACUAAAAACAUUGCCAAACGCGAGUUACUGGUAAUUGUCGAAUAUUGCCGCUUUGGGAAUUUACAUAAUUAUCUAUUGAGACACAGAUCGAAUUUUAUUAAUCAGAUCGAUCCGAAAACUGGAAAACUCGAUCUUACUGUGGGUAUGGACAUGCUGACCAGAUCCGCCAGUGUCAGUAGCAAUAACAGGAUAAAAUAUGCGGCAUUAUCCUUUUCUCGCAGUAGUAGUGCGAACUCGGCCACCGACACGGUGGUUCAUUAUUCCCCGGGCACAGGCCCGGAUUCUCAGGAGAUCAGUUUCUCGCCGGACGGUUGUCUUCUUAGCAACAAUUCGUCUCAACCAGGAUGGCGAUCGAACUAUCGCGGCGACUACAAGGAAUACAAUCUCAAGCCGAUCUGCACUCAGGAUCUAUUGUCUUACGCGUUCCAGGUAGCGCGCGGUAUGGAGUAUCUCAGUCAGAGAAGAGUGCUGCACGGCGAUCUGGCGGCAAGAAAUAUUCUGCUCGCCGAGGACAACGUCGUGAAAAUUUGCGACUUCGGCCUCGCGAAGACCGUGUAUAAAGACGGCAAUUACAAGAAGAAAGGUGACGGGCCGUUGCCCAUAAAGUGGAUGGCCAUCGAGUCGAUCAGAGAUCGAAUCUUCUCGACGGAAACGGACGUGUGGAGUUUUGGAAUUGUACUUUGGGAAUUUUUCACUUUGGCCGAAACUCCAUAUCCAGGGAUGGAGGCCGAAAAACUGUAUCAAAGAUUGAUCGAGGGUUACAGAAUGGAGCAACCGGAGUACGCCCUUCGCAAUGUAUACGACAUAAUGUUGCAAUGCUGGAAGGCGAAGCCUACACUUCGUCCGACUUUUACAGAACUUGUGGACAGCAUUGGUGAUCUCUUGGAAGAAAGUGUGAGAUCGCAUUACAUCACUCUGAACACGCCGUAUAUGGAUAUGAACACAACGAAUCUGGAGGGCAAGAACGACUACCUGACGAUGAUGUCCGCGCCGACUCACGCGGCCCUGUUAUCGCCGAGCCACGAUUACGUAAACUCGCCGUUCUCGGAAAACGCGCCGGACUCGACAUACUUGUGCAUGAGCCCCGGUUGUCAGUCUCUGAACGAGUCCGGAAUAUUUAGUCCCAGACCGCAUCAGGAUCAAACGCGCUUCGAAUUCCCGUCCCCGGUGUCGGAUUCUGAGGACGCUGUCGAGAUAUCCCCCAUGUUGAAGCACGAGGAGGAUCCCUAUCUUAAGCCGAUUAACAUUCACGAGCGAAGAGCGGAGUUCGCUCGGCAGAGACAGACGAUGAAGAACCAGUCGGUCGAGAGACCGAUCGACCGGGAUUCCGGUUAUUGCAACACGCCGCGAAAUCUUCACCUGAUAGAUCUGAACGACGCGGAAGACAAGCAAGCGGAUGAGACAAUAAUAGACACGAAGAAAGAUUACACGCCGUCUAUUAUCAGAACGCAAGACAAUUACGUGAACAUGCCGAAGCAGAAAAGCGAUCUGAGAAACGGCAUGCCGGAUGCCUUCAGCAAUCCUAGCUACGUGAUGAUGAAAGAUAAUCGAGAGAUGGAUCAGACGGUUUAAGUCGCUCAGAAAGUUUUAUCUAUGUGUGUGUUUUUUGUAUAUUUGCAAGUUUCCACCUAAGUGACUUUUUAUACUAACGUGUACUUGUAUAUGUAAUGGAUUAUAAUAUAAUGGAUUCUAAGGCAUAUAAUAGUUCACUUAGUUUAUCGCAAAAUGUCUCUCAAUCAACGUGCCAUGACCAGUAAUAGUGUAUCAAGAAUCCAUCACAGUGA